Messenger RNA from Pteropus alecto (black flying fox), 3418 nucleotides. It is a transcript of the gene NCALD, whose product is annotated as neurocalcin delta. Lineage: Eukaryota; Metazoa; Chordata; Mammalia; Chiroptera; Pteropodidae. Gene Ontology annotation, molecular function: calcium ion binding; tubulin binding; actin binding. Gene Ontology annotation, biological process: calcium-mediated signaling. The transcript is spliced from 5 exons. The record is from RefSeq and is a predicted model, not a curated record. Gene Ontology annotation, cellular component: cytosol. The coding region runs from base 255 to 836 and encodes 193 amino acids.
ACUGCGGUUGACCGAGGGUAACUGAAACCAUGAAAAGAAAAACUGUGGAUAAGGAGAGACUGCUGUAUUUCAGAAUGGCUCCUUCCCCCUCCUUUUUCUAGAAGCCUGAGGAGAUUUUUCUGAUAUUUGCCGUGGGAAUCCAGAGCUCCUGGAGGGCCAUAGAACUGCUGGUGAUAAAAUCUGUCACGAUACAGUGGGAGGCUCUGAGACCCAAGGCACCGCGUGACUGCAUAUCCUGAAUUCUUGCUGCCAAGAUGGGGAAACAGAACAGCAAGCUGCGCCCAGAGGUCAUGCAAGACUUGCUGGAAAGCACAGACUUUACAGAGCAUGAGAUCCAGGAAUGGUAUAAAGGCUUCUUGAGAGACUGCCCCAGUGGACAUUUGUCAAUGGAAGAGUUUAAGAAAAUUUACGGGAACUUUUUCCCUUAUGGGGAUGCUUCCAAAUUUGCAGAGCAUGUCUUCCGCACCUUCGAUGCCAAUGGAGACGGGACAAUAGACUUUAGAGAAUUCAUCAUAGCCCUGAGUGUGACAUCAAGGGGCAAGCUGGAGCAGAAGCUGAAAUGGGCCUUCAGCAUGUAUGACCUGGAUGGAAAUGGCUACAUCAGCAAGGCAGAAAUGCUAGAGAUUGUGCAGGCGAUCUAUAAGAUGGUUUCCUCCGUAAUGAAAAUGCCUGAAGAUGAGUCAACCCCAGAGAAAAGGACAGAAAAGAUCUUCCGCCAGAUGGACACCAAUAGAGAUGGAAAACUGUCCCUGGAAGAGUUCAUCCGAGGGGCCAAGAGCGACCCGUCCAUAGUGCGCCUCCUGCAGUGUGACCCCAGCAGCGCCGGCCAGUUCUGAGCCUGUACCCCACGAAUCAUAGAGCUGCUUGUGUCCCCCUUUGGUUUCUCUUUUUAACAUUUUCUUUUUUGCCAAACGAUAUUGACGGCGACGCUGUUCCCUGUGCGGUCAGACGCGCCUUCCUCCGUGACGCCUUCAGCUUCUCUUGUCGUGGACGCUUCGUGGGAAUGCCCAGAGCAUGGACAGUGCUGUCGUGCACAGAUGUUGUGGUGUUCGUUGUUCUGAUGAUUUUUGAUCAUUAUUAUUAUGAUUUUCUCUUGAUUCUAAUGUCUCUGUUUCAAAACCGAAGACUCGGGGAGGCAGGAACGUGAAAACCAAUCCAGUGCAGUGAUUCUAUUGCGAGCUUCAAGGGGCUUGCUUGAAAAAUGAAACUCCCCUGGGUCUGCUGUCAUACGUGCCCUAGGAAUGGCGUCACCGAAUUCGGGAUCCCCAAAGACAAGGAACCCUCUGGGGCUAGGCUAUUAAAAGGAUGUGGGGGAUUCCGCUCGCAGGCCCUCUCCACUCUCUUCCCCAGCAGGCUGUAGUUUCUAAGCUGUGAACAUUUCAAGGCAAAUUAAUAGUGGAGACGGAAAAGAUGGUUCAGUUAUUUUUUCAGAGGUUUACACUAGUCGAGCUAAGAUGAGUUUCUUUGGAAAUUAAACACAAAUGGUAACAUAUUUCAAGACCAGACCCAUCUUGUUGCCUCUUGUGAUUUAAAAGAAAAAAAAAAAAAAAAAAGAAUGCUGUAUAUAAAAUAUUGGGUAUUGCAGACCAAAUUAAGUGUUUUGCCUUGUUUAAAUGAAAUGCAUGUUUAGUGAGCACUAAUCCAAUCUUAUUACAGAAGACUGUAUCUAGUAGCUUAUUGUGAAGUAAGCCAACUAUAAUGAAUGUUUAUGUCUUGUUUUAAAGUCAUAUCUGUCUUUGCACAAAUGCACCAAUCAACAGGUAUAUUUUAUAUAUUCCAGAAAAGUACAAAAUAACCAUGACUAGGGCCCAAACUUAAUUUUGAAUGUUUUUCCAGAGUAGCUGUGCCUGGAGAAUAGAAUCAGGGCAGGUUUAUGUGGAACACAUCACCUGGAGCACCAGAAAGUGGAUAUUUAUGAGAGAUGUGAAGUGAUGAUUUGCCCACACAGCCCAGCAGCUCAUUGGCAGUAUUACACUGGAGGUGUGGUGCUGUUCUGAGCAGAUCAAUAUUCUGUAGCCACCCUUUCCCACCACCAAAAAAAAAAAAAAGAAAGAAAAGCUGAAAUUCUCAGGACUUCCCAGUGGUUUAACCCACAUGAAUUGUUAGGGAGUCAUAUUUGCACUAUUGACUUUCCAUGCCCCCAGUGGCCCUGCAGAGUCAGAGGUUGAGCAAUCAUCUGAUUCGUCAUGAAGUAGGCUUGGGCAAGUGCAUCUGUGAUUUCCGAGGCCCUCUCUGGGGUAUCUGGAAGUGUUUUCCCUCACGGUGUUCUUUGAAUGUCAAUUUCUAUUUCCAGAAGGGAUGACCCAAAUCUGAGUUGCCAUUCAGUCUGGUGACCUCAUACACACUAAUUUGAAUUAAAAGUUUAUAAGGAAGUUCAUAUUUUCAUAAGCAGUAAGGCAUGAGGAACCCCCAACACUCAAGGAUGUAGAUGGGAAGAGCUUGCCCCAAGAGAGGACAGAGAGGUCCCCACUGGUUCUGUUGCUUCCACACUGCUUCCUGCAAACCGAGAACCACAGAGAGAUGGACAAUAUAACCACGAGGAAGAUGAUGUUGAGCUCAUUCUAAUCUCUAGAUUCCUGGGUCUUCCCUAAGUUCAUUUUAACAAGUAGCAAAAACCCAAAUUUGUAUUGUUGACCAAAAUGGACCAACUUUGCAGGGUGAAAUUUCGAGACCUGAACAUGGUAAAAUAAUCUUAAUCUUCCUCCAAGUGUGUUUCUCAUAGUAGUUUUAUAUUGAGACUUGUCAAGUUCCUCCAUGGGCCAAGUGGUAAACUCUGGUUUUCAAAAAAUAAGGAAUUACCCUAAGACAUGGAGUGCAGAAUAGGUGAAGAGACGCAGUGCCUCCAUGGACAGUGUUCAGAUGUAUCCCACUUUUUCCUGCUCUUGACUGAAGACCUAAUUCCUCCUUUUAGUUCUCCUUAGAUAGGGGUGUCACUUAAUGUUUGGGAAACCCACCUGGGCUCUGCCCGAGGCCAUGACACCUUGGAGAGCCAGACUCACUCCUUUCCCCAGAUCCUAGAGCUGGAGUGAGGCAAAGAGAAGAGGGUCUUCAGCUGUUUAGGAAAGAACACAGAGCCAGAUGCAUGGCCAACAAACACCGACGCACAGGUGUAUGGAAGUCGCCCUGGUCCUGGCCUGCUGUUGACCCUGUCUGUGUUUUCUCCAGGGUUGUUUUGCUUUUUCUCCUCGUUCCCAGGAAGGUCUUUGUGUGUCUAAUCCAAUGCACUCAAGUUUGGCCAAGGGACUAUGCAGCACCCAGAAGGCUGGAUGCUUAAAGGUUAAUGUCACUCCCGUGCUGGGCUGUUCAUUGUCUUUGUUGUGUUGAGGGACCUCUGUAAUGGAGUCUGUUCUGUCUGAAAUCAAACCAGCCUGUGAUGUUCAAGGGAUUGGAAUAAAGUGGCUUACAACUUGAAGGAUGA